Spodoptera exigua (beet armyworm) is the source of this 8028-nucleotide messenger RNA. NCBI's taxonomy places the organism in Eukaryota, Metazoa, Arthropoda, Insecta, Lepidoptera, Noctuidae. The record is from the annotation of a GenBank genome assembly.
GUACCUUUAAAAAUGUCAAAGUCAAUCCAAAUCAAAACUGAAAAUUAGAAUUUUCACUGAAGAAAAUGUGAUAGCGAUCCCAAAAUAGAUAUUUAUGUGCGAAUUUUAUUGGAAUUGUCUAAAAAUCUCUGCAAAAACGAUUCAGUCUGUAUUUUUUUACGUUCAGUAUCAAAUGACGCCUCUGUAACUAUCAAUAAUUGUUCUAAUAAAUUCCAUUCAAUUAAAUAGCCAGUAUGAAUGAACUACCGGAGAAUAGCAACAACUCUGGCGGCAAUGAUUUAGAAACCUUGGAUUAUUUACGUGGUGUAAAAUCGUCAACGUGCUUGUUACUACCGACGACACCUAGUCCUACACCGCUCGAUUUCAAACAUCCACUAUCUGAAGAAAUGGGUGAUCGUCCGUUUUUGACUCUGAAUGACGAGCCUAACAUGGUCAAUUUACAGACAGAUGCGUCAGCAGGAGAUUCUAGUUCGUCUGGUGACUCAAGCUCAGUUGUUCAAGAUCCAGUUAGUGCCCAGCUUAUCAAUAAUAUCAGUAUGUUGGAUUACCAGACUUUAAGCAAAAAUGGUGAUUUAAUAAUGGGGCAGACUGAAGACUGCAAGCUGAAUGGCAACCACAAUGUCAAUGGCAGAAAACUACCCAACUUUGUUAACUGGAACUGGAGUGUGAUCAGGAAAGUACUUCUUUGGAUUGUUCUCUCGGGUCUCAUUGCCUGUUUGGGUGCUAUCAUAGGUAUGGUGAUCACCAUUCCAAAAGAAUGCAAUCCUGACCUACCAUGGUAUCAAGGGAAAGUAUUUUAUGAAGUAUUCCCAGCAAGCUUUAAAGAUUCUAACAAUGAUGGCAUGGGAGACUUAAAAGGGCUUUUGAAAAAGCUAGACUAUAUCCAAGAUCUAGGUGCAUCAGCCAUUAGGCUGAAUUACAUAUACCAAGCACAAAAAUAUCCAGAACAGUACUAUAACAUUACCUCUUUGGUACAAAUAGAUAGAAGUGUGGGAGUUCUGAAGGACUUCAGGGAUCUGAUAAAUGAAGUACACAAUAGGAACAUGUCUUUGAUCCUUGACUUGCCGGUUGUGUCCUUGGCAAAACCUGAUUCAUCUUCAAAUUUUACUCAAGCUGUGUUAAUAUCUAAUGAAACAAUAACCAGCUUUGUUGAUCCCACAUCAGCUGCAAUAAUAUUUUGGUCCAGUGAAAAAGUUGAUGGAUUUUAUUUGAAAGAUUUGGAACAAUUUGUAGAUGACAUUAAUUUUGGUAGAAGCUUGCAGAUGUGGAAACAAGCUAUAGGUCAUGACAAAAUAUUUAUUGCUAGUGAAAGUGCUUAUGAAAAAGCUAAGGGUGGUGCUUUAAAUGUUUUGUUAUCCAGGGUUGAUCUUAUUGAUGUCCAUCUCGAUUUACAUGAAGGUAUCAAUGGUUUGAAAAAUCGUAUAGAUAAUGUUAUUAAAGGUUCAUUGUGGGCGAAACCACAUUACCCAUGGGUGCAUUGGAAUAUUGGUAGUAUUCAUAAUGAAAGAAUAUCCACUAAACAUGUGAAUAACACUCUGGUGUUGACAGCACUUGAACUAGUAUUGCCAGGCACUGUCAGCAUAUUUUAUGGAGAUGAAAUAGGGCUAGCAGGACUAGGCGAUAUUGAAGGCGAUUUCCAUGAACACAAAGAUGUUAACAAUGUAGUCUCUAUGUCAUUUUCGAAUGAGAAAAAUUCUGCGAUUAUUUUACCUUGGAACUCAAACUCUGAGAGAGAACCCAGCUAUCAUUUCUUAGAUGUAAUAAAAAUGUUUACCAAAGUCAGGUUGGAGACGCCAACAAUAUAUUUGCGAUCUAUUUUCAAGGAGGGUAAUAAUCUGAAAAACAUGGAAAUUCGCAAAACUGAGGAGAAUCUAGUUGUUAUAGAACGUUGGUAUCCGCGAAGGAAUACUUGCGUGUUUGUUGGGAAUUUGGGCAGUAAAUCUAUUACAACUGACUUGUCCACCAUGUUUUAUGGGGGCACCGUGCUUGCUGGAACAAACACGUCUCUAGUCGGUCAAGUAUUAUAUUUCGAGAAAAUCACUUUCCCACCAAAUUCUGCCAUUAUAUUGAAGCUGGAAAAGUAAAUUGGUGUUUGACGUCUUCAGAUAUAUUUCGACGUUUUUAAAAUAUAAUCUUUUAUUAAUUUCGUAUUUUAUGAGGUAUUAUUCGAUUCAGAGAUCAGAAUUUAUUAUUUAAGAAAAUAUAUUUAGUUAAGUUCAAUAUCCGUACGCAGCUAUUAACACGAUUGUAACAGAAUCUCGCGCUUCCCAAAUGAUCUGAACAUAAUCUCUAUAAGUAUUUAAUAUUUUUGACAGUAUUAAUUAACUAAAACGCUAUGGUAGCUAAAUAAUGUUUUUUAGUCCUAGACUGUUAGUUGUUGAUAUUUUUGUUGUUAAAAUUUAUUGAAAAUAACGACGAGGCAAGCUCUAAUGGUUUCAAGUUACAACGGGUCUGUUAAUCAGAGCAGCGUGCCUGUCGUGGCUAUGUCGCGCAGCCUACUGUUCUUUUCUGAGUUAAUUCACAUAAGUCGCUUUUUUCAAUAAAUUUUGUAUAGUUACCAUUUUUCAUGAUUGUUACUUCAUUCAUUGCAUAUUUUAGAUAGUAUUCGAAAAUACUUAUUUUAAUUAAGAAAUUGUAUUUUAUAUAAAACAUAGUUCCUUUUGAACCAAAGAUGCUCGGCAGCUUGAAUAUGAUUUAAUAGGAUGAUUUAAGUACUUAUACCAAAGGAAUGUACUUAUAAAAAAAUAAAAUAAAAAAUAUAAUUACAAAAAAUUUAAUAUACAUUUGUACACAUUGAAAACAAAUAUCAUGUACUUAGCAUAUGUUUAUUAUGUACACAUUACAAUAUUAAUAUAAUAAAUAGUUGUGGAAUUAUUACAUUUUCAUUCACUAUGAUUACAAGCAAUAAUACACUUAUACAUACAGGUAAUAUAUCAAACAGCGAGUAUUUCAUUACAUAUUAUUAUUAUUACAAACCACUAUUUCAUAGUGGAACAUUGUGAGUUAGGUAUUUAUAUAAAUACUUACAAAAAUAUAUUUGCUGAAAACAAUCAAAAAAUGUUUCAUGGAAUUCAUUCAGUAUUUAUUUGAAUAUAAUUAUAAAUUAUUGGAAAGGCACAUUUUGUAUCACAUAUUUGCUUAGAAUAUAGUUAUGUUAACUCAGUGUCUCUAAUAUGGACAUUAUAUGGAAUGAUUGCUUAGUACUUAGCACAUGAAAUUUUCAACUUAUACAAUGAGAUAGCUAAGUGGGUAAUUUUGAGUUGCUAACUAAAUGUUUAAUGUCAGUGAUGUUUAUCUUAAUGUAAUCUGCCAAAUUGCUUUGGUAUAAAUGAUGUCUAUACAUAGGUAAAUAAUUUUUAUCAUAAUAUUGAGCAACACAAACGAAAAUUAAUUUGCUUAUAUAAAGUAUUGUUUUAAACCCUGAAAUCAUAUGGUAAGCGAAUAGUUUAAAAUGUUGCUUAUUGUUCCCAAUAAUGUUAACACAACUUUAACUUUGUUACAUACUACGAUCACGCGGCAAUAUUUACAAUUUCGACCUUAUCUCAUUGUGAUAAAGUGCAGUUUAGGAUUAUGAGAAUACGAAAGAAGGCCUACUUUUCUGCAGAUAAUGCAUUGUUUACAUUCUACGUGUAAUAAAUAUGAAAGUAAAACUAUUUGUAGGAAGAAGAUUUAAAUAUUAAUUAUUAUUUGUAUGAAUUAAUAUGUAGUUAUUAUAAUCUAAAUUCGGAAUCACAUUUGUACGUAAGAUUAAACUGCGUUUCUUAUUAUUUAAUUGAAAUAUCUAAAUAGAACGCGUUGAACAUGCACAUUAUAACCUGUAGCGUUCACCAUACAAGUGUGAUCCCUAUCUUAAAUUGUGGUGACAAUAAGCUCAGUCUUUGUUUCGGUGGAUGAAGGAUCAUAGCACUGGAAGGAUUCACAAGCAGUAGGUAGGAGUUUAUCGCAAUGUCAUGAGCUGGGUUGAGAUUUUUUUGUUUUGGCUACUGUUGGAUGCAUUACGUAAGUAUUGGACAUUGCUCGUGGAUGACUUUGAGUAACUGGCAAUGCUGGAAGUUUAUCUGUAGGAUUUCGUAACAAUAUUUUUUUCUGAGACCCUGUCAUUACCCUCUUAGCAUUACAUUCUUGUUUACUCUUAACAUCUAUGCUAUCGGUGGUGUUUGAAACAGAUUUAACGCACUUCCGUUCACUUUCACAGUCACUACCUGUUGGUUUAUUUAACUUUGGAGCACCAAAAGCUUUAGUUUGUUUCAAUAACGAACGGUCGUUACAUAAUGCCGCGAUAAGAGGCAAAUCAAGGUUUUUACUUUUCUCUCGGAGAGUUUUUAUGUCUAAAUCACAAUUGGAGUCUUUCACUUUGUUCGCACUUGUUUCACUAUUCACAUUUGUUGAGGUUUGAGGACUUUUGACGUCUCGCGAGUAAUUGACAAGUUUCUUUUUGUAUUCGUAAGGCGGCGGGGGCGGCGGAGGCAUCCUUCUCAUCUUCACUGGCGGUGGAUCUUUUGCAUUCAGCACAUUCUCAUCCGAUUUUGUCCGCAUAAAAUGUGAAACAUCUGGAACUCGCGCAGGCACUUGUGGUCGCUCAAGAUUUAUGGAAUGGUUGCUGAGCGACGUCCUGCUCGUUAGUGAGUACCAGCUCGUCCGCGUGCCGGGUAACUGCACGUAAGAAUCCGACAGAUUUUGGAUCGAACCAUACAUGGACGACGCAGACAUGGAAGUGGAUAGGUAUGGCGUGCUUCUGUAUUGGAGGCCAUUUUUGUGCAUGUUUGAUACGCGAGACUCAGUCAGUUUAUGGUCGAGAUAAUUUUGCUGUGAUAAGGCCGGGUCUUGUAGAGGAUAGUAGACAUAGUCAACGUCACUAUAUAGCUGCUGAUGAAACAUGGGGUUGUGCGGCGGUGGAGGUGGAGGCAGCCGUGUGGCUGGUGGUGGCGGUGGCUGGCGAGGGCGACGGGGCGCAGGCGGCGGCGGAGGAGGUCCCGGAGCCAGUUUCAUCAUGGCCACUAGUACGUUAGAGUCCACGAUGUGUGGCAUCUCUCGUGAUGGUGACAAGUUGUUGUUUAUCCCUUGAGCUAACUUAGAUCUUUCAGCUCUACGACUCGACGCUUGUUGUCGCUUAAACUUUUGGAAUUUAUGUUCUAAGACCAUGGGACUAGCAAAAGUUCUUUCACUAGAUGCAUUCACUUCUCCGGCUUCAGCUUUCAGGAUUGUUAUCAUGGGUUUUGAUGUUACCACACGGGCAGCCACUUCUUCCUUGUUCUCAUUUAACUGUUUUAAAGACCUGGCUGUCACUGCUGUUCCAGGAUAUGCAGGAGGCGCCUUGGCGGGUGGUGCAGCAUAAGAUGUAACAGUUUGAUGGUUAAAUUCAUAGGGAGGAGGAGGUUUUUCCGGAAAUGAGGGUCUGAUUGGUGUGUCGCCAUUUAUGUCAAAAAUAUUUGGUAGCGACAAGUUCAACAGUUUACGGCUAUCAAUUCUAGUGGGAGGAGUUGGUGGUCGGUCAAAGAAAGAGUUAUUUGGAUAAUGGUCAUCAGAGGGAGCAGUGUCUUCGUGACCCUUAAGGUAGCUGUCUCCAGAAAACGGAAGAGGUAACCUCACGUAGUCCGAUACUGAGUCCAAAGUGUCACUUACGGACUGGCUCUUAGGAUAUACGCCUCUUCCCACUAUAAGGUCACUUAGUUCACUCGCGGUAAGUAAGUUAUGUUUAUUGUCUGUCGGAUCGCUCCCGUCGCCGUGGAACGAAAUUGCACUAACGUUGGAAUUUGUUCUUUCUCUGAAUAAAUUUUCUUUAUUAUGUUCUUGAUUUUGAAACUUCGCAGCUCCAUCGACACAGUCUGAGCUAGGUUGGGAAGAUUGCAAUCUUAAUGUACCUGUAGCGUGACUAGUUCUUUCUGACUUAUUUUUUAGUAUCGAUGAUACGCUAUCGAAGUCAGCAAGAUCGUUUUCUUUCGCUGGCUUAUAGCUGUCGUAAUGUGAGCCAUCAUAGUCUGUUCUACUAGCUUCAGAUAGAGUAUCCAUUUUGGAUCGUGCAGUAAGUUCGGAACUGCUCAUCGUGUAGACGCCACUUGUUUCACUCGACGCUGCUACAGUGACUGGUUGUCCCAAUCCGUCGUACAAAGCAGAUGCCGCAUCUUGAGAAUACUCUACGUCAAUGCCAACAGUACUGUUGUCACUAAUCAUUGAGUUCUGAGCAGUAUGACUAUAACCUAGCUCGAGACUACUAGCAUUGGAUGCCCUACUUAGGGUACUAAGGCCCGCGCGUGCCAUUAUUACUGUACUGCAAGAAGAGGAACAUUGUGAUCCGGUACAUUUCAAUUUGUUUGAUCUUGGACUGUCUGUCAAAGUUUCACUAACACUCUGAUCAGGCAGUGAGGUCGUUUCUUCUAGCUGAGUUGUUGAAUGCUGCUCUGGUAAUGUAAUGUCAUUCCUAUUUACAUUCUCAGAGUCUUCCUUGGUCUUCUUUACACGCACUUUUGAUUUUUGGAGUUUUAAUGAUGAGGUUUUAGUCAGUGGCUGAUUAUCUUGAGGCAUAUGUCGUAUAAAAUAAGAAUUUGUACUGUCUAGCAAAUGUGCAAAAGCUAAACUUUCUGUGGAAGGGGCUGGGGGAGAAUCAAUCAUGAUUUCCAAUUCAUCUUCAGAUUGAACUCUGUCGCUCACUAUGCCAGAGGUUGUGUUAGAACUGGUUGAAGAGAUCACUGAUAUUCUUUGUUCACUUUUAUUUUGAUUGUAUUGUGUAUUAAGUGAUUUAGAGUAUCCAAAACAAAUUUUUCGUUCUUCUUCUUCCUUUCUCAAGAUUUCAUUGAAUUUCGGUGCAAUUUUCAUUGAGAACUGAUGUGUUUCUCUGCACAAAGCGAAAAGAUAUUUACAUUUUUCUUCGCUCGACGAAAAUAGUGUUAUUUUUCCUUCUUCGGUCCUAAUUUCAAACUUCUUCCUAUCAAAACUUAGUUUUCCAAUGGCGCUCCAUAUGAAAUUUGAGAGUGGGCCAUUAUCAGGUAGAAUCUUUAUGCCCUUAGCUGUUACAAGCAGCCACACAGUUCCAGGUUCUGGUUCUGAUUUAGAUUGUUUUAAUCGGUAUCUAUGUGAGUUUAUCGUGUCGGGAAGUAGACAAACUUCUCGAAUGAAUCUGAUUUCAGCAUCAGACUUUGGAAGGCCACGAUGCUCUCGAUGGCAAGCGCGCAUAGCCGCCGCCACCCAAUCGCCGGUGAGGGAUGAGGGUGCAUAUUCAUCCACUUUGAAGUAAUCCCUGUCCUCAUAAGACUCUGCAUCACCGUAUUCGGCUUGUAAUGCUAAUCCAGUAAGCAGUAGUAUCACUUCGGCGGGCAAUGCGUCUCGUGUGCGCACAUUUUGCCGCAGCUGAAGGAAGUACAAGUGACGGCCGACUUCAUCAUGCAGGAGCAGAGGACUCUCCACGUGGAAUUGCACGACAAGGUGCAAUUCGAGGAGCGGCUUCCCAUUUGCGUCCAAACCAUGAGUGUGAGAUGACCUCCAGCUCUUUGGCGCAUAUUUUGAUAGUUUACUGUCUAAGUCAACAAAUAAGUAUUCUCCAUUUUGCAGAAUUGCUAAUCCAAAGAGUUCUGUGUCGGUCAUGCCUUGUAGUUGUGCGUGAGCAUUGGCCAAAGAUUUCAAUUCUUUGACUCUUGCUUUGGCUUCUACAACGAAGUGGAGUGGUUGGGGCUGGCCGGGCAUGCGCAGGGAUAGGAACCGCGCGCCCGCGCCGAGAGCGCGCGUGUCGCCGCCCAACGGCCCGCGAACCGAACACAGAGCACGCAUGUCGCAUCUCGAGACCACUGUUACUUGCGCAUGAAUAGAUAAAUCCUAUACAGCUGCACGUAAAGUCACUAUAAUCCUUGGUUAACCGCAUCCAUUGGCACUACACUUCACAAUAAGUCGCGCGAUCUUGUAAGUUGAAUGGCGUGACGGCUGACGUCGAGGCGCACUAAGUCCAUGGGCGCGCUAGUACGACUGAGUGAAGCGGGCGCGGGCGCGUGGGUCGGCUGCGAAGGCACGCGCGGGGCGCGCCGCGACUUCGGAUCGGUG